AUGGGAUGGAUUAAAAUUUUUUGAGUGGGAAACAGGGCCUAAACAAAAACGGAGCUGCAUCAUCCACUUGAUCACAUGGGCCGGACUGCCACGUGACCAAAUACAAAUAGGCCCUAAAACGCUGCUGCGGUCGGAAUAAAGUGUGUCCGAGCUGACUGACAGGGUGGUGCUCCACACAUCACAUGCGCGCAGCGGACCAUCAUAUCUGUCCUUGGAUAUAAUUAAUUUUUACUAGACGCCAGCCGGCAACCCCGGCGGCCGGCCGGCCACAUUUUUUUUACUGCGAGAGGUUACUUCUUCGUCUUGCUCUAUCUGGCGGCACUUUGCACCACCAUUAGCGCUUCUUCCAGCUCAAAAUGCGAGCAAAGAUCGAGCAGAAACGCAGCAGCCUGCGGCAUCGGCUGCUGCGCAUCUUGUCCGAUCUGCCGGUGCACAAGCUCCACCAGCUCGUCGUCACCCCGGCCGCGGCGUCGCUGCCGGCGCUCGCCGUCGUCGCCCUCGUCCUCUUCCUCGCCACGGCGCGCCGCCCGUGGUCCUUCCUCGACGCGUACCGCUCCGGCGUCUCCCUUCCUGCUUCUCCGUCGUCCAGGCCCCACCCCGCCGCCGCGCGGGUCCGGGUGCCCAGCGGGUGCGACAUCUUCCGGCCGGGCGAGUGGGUCCCCGACGACGACGCGCCCUACUACACCAACCUCACCUGCCCGUUCAUCCAGGAGCACCAGAACUGCAUGAAGUACGGCCGCCCCGACCGCGGCUUCCUCCGCUGGCGGUGGCGACCCGACGGCUGCGACCUGCCCCGCUUCGACGCCGCCGCGUUCUUCGACGCCGUCCGGAACUCGUCGCUGGCGUUCGUCGGCGACUCGCUCGCCAGGAACCACAUGCAGUCCCUCAUGUGCCUACUGUCCAAGGUGGCGCACCCCAAAGACAUCUCGACGACGACGAAUCCAGAGUUCCGGACGAUGCGCUACGAGGCGUACAACUUCACCAUGGCCAUCUUCUGGUCGCCGUUCUUGGUCCGGGGGCACCAGCCGGACCCGCGGCGGUGGAUGUGGGACAUCUACCUGGACGAGCCGGACGCGGAGUGGCGCGACGCCGUGUCGGGCUUCGACCGCGUGGUGCUCUCGACGGCGACCUGGUUCACCCGGCCGGCCAUGUUCUACGCGGGCGGCGGGCGCGUCGUCGGGUGCCACUACUGCCUCGUCCGGGGCGUCCCGGACCUGACGCUGCGCUACUCCCUGCGCAUGGCGCUCCGCACCGCGCUCCGCGUGCUGACGGCGGGGCCCCGCCGGAUCAAAGGGACGGUGAUCCUGCGGACGCUGUCGCCGACGUCGCACUUCGAGGGCGGCGAGUGGGACCGCGGCGGGGACUGCCGCCGGACGCGGCCGUCGGCGGCCAACGAGACGCGGGUGGCCGGGCUGGACCUGGACCUCCACGCGGUGCAGGUGGAGGAGUUCGCCAGGGCCAAGGCGGAGGCGGAGGCCAGCGGCGGGGGAACGACGAGGCUGGUGCUGAUGGACACCACGGCGGCGAUGGUGCUCCGGCCCGACGGCCACCCGAGCCGGUACGGGCACUGGCCGCACGAGAAGGUGACGCUGUACAAUGACUGCGUGCACUGGUGCCUGCCCGGACCCAUCGACGCCUGGAACGACAUGCUGCUCCAGAUGCUCCUCCAGGAUCCGUCGUGAUCCAUUCACGCUGACGCAACUCCACAUUACGUAGCCGUGGGUGUGUUUCUUCCGCUCCGCUCCUUUUUGUUGUCCCAAGAAAAAACAAACUAAACUAAUUGAGCGUGAAAAUUUACAAAACUACUAGAUCGACACAUAGGAGAGUACUGUCCAGUGCCCACUGUUGUGCAUA
Messenger RNA from Sorghum bicolor (sorghum), 1854 nucleotides. Its product is annotated as protein trichome birefringence-like 21. The transcript is spliced from 2 exons. The coding region runs from base 357 to 1682 and encodes 441 amino acids. NCBI's taxonomy places the organism in Eukaryota, Viridiplantae, Streptophyta, Magnoliopsida, Poales, Poaceae. Gene Ontology annotation, molecular function: O-acetyltransferase activity. Gene Ontology annotation, cellular component: Golgi apparatus. The record is from RefSeq and is a predicted model, not a curated record.